Bombyx mori (domestic silkworm) is the source of this 5923-nucleotide messenger RNA. RefSeq lists its product as uncharacterized. The record is from RefSeq and is a predicted model, not a curated record. NCBI's taxonomy places the organism in Eukaryota, Metazoa, Arthropoda, Insecta, Lepidoptera, Bombycidae. Bases 2043 to 3047 code for a protein of 334 amino acids. The transcript is spliced from 2 exons.
UUCAUAUGACAAACCGGUAUUGUGUUCACUGUGAAAUUGUGAAAAAAAAGUAAAAAAAAUUAGUUAUUCGUUUCCUAACAUUUCAAUUGGAAAGCAUCAAAUCAAUCACGUGUAUUGUGCAAAUUUUUAUUCAAUUUUAACAGCAGACAUUUGUCUUUAAGGUCGUAAGUUGAACUGUGUAAAUUAUGUGGAUCGUACAUUUGAGGUUAAAUUCACCACUCUGUCCAUAGUCCAAAAUGCCUAGAGGACGACGGGCGAACAUCGGCCGCCGCACAAGACAUGCAAGCCAGCAACAAGUGUAUUCACAGAACUUAAGCGAAGAAAGACAAAAUAUAAUAAGAGAAAAUGCCCGAUUGAGACAACGCGUGAGCACACGAAGAUCAUUGGCAUCAUACAAUCGCUUGGCAUUCCAAUAUGAUCCCACUGCGAACUACAGUGAUGAUGAAAAUUUAGAUAUUGGACCAAUGACGACUAUAUGCCGAUAUUGCAAUGCGUUAAAGUUCAAAAGAGAAACGGCUGGAUUGUGCUGCGCAAGUGGAAAAGUCAAACUAGAUCCAUUACUUACACCACCACAGCCACUGAAACUAUUGUUCGAUGGAACUGAUCCCGAUUCCAGCCAUUUUCUUCAACACAUCCUUGAAUACAAUAACUGCUUUCGCAUGACUUCCUUUGGCGCUAAUAUCAUUCGAGAAGGCGGCUUCAUGCCGACUUGCAAGGUAAAAGAUACAAAACACAUAACCAAUCACUCACACCAACACAAUGAAUUGUAACACAUAACAACUACAUAUACACCACACACUACAUCAUCACACGAAGUUACACCGUAUUCUUCAACAAAUGAUUAUUUGCAAUUACAAAUCCAAGGACAAAUAUAUAAUUUUCAUGGUUCAAUGGUGCCAACACCAAAUGAACCGCAUCAAUUUCUGCAAAUAUAUUUCAUUUCGUCGAUGGUGGAUCAGCUGAAUGUGCGGUGCAAUAUACAGGGAACUCAACAGUUAAAGAGACGAAUUAUUGAACAGUUGCAAGCAUUUUUUCACGCUAAUAAUGCUGAGGUUAAUAUGUUCAAAACAGCAUUGGAACGAAUGCCAUCGGAUACGCACAAAUUUAUCAUAAGAGCGGAUUGUACCCCAACAGGUGAACAUGUGCGAAGAUUCAAUGCACCCACCGUUAAUGAUGUUGCUGCAAUUAUUGUUGGCGAUCCAACUAAAUCGCGAGACAUUGUCGUUCAGCGAAGAAGCAAUAUCAUGCAUCGUGUAAACGAGACACAUCGUUUGUACGAUGCGUUACAAUAUCCAAUCAUUUAUUGACAAGGGCAAAACGGAUACGACAUCACGUUGAAGAUGGUCGAUCCAAUUACAGACGUAUCAACGAAUAAAAAUCUAAGCGCAAUGAAUUACUAUGCGUAUCGUAUGAUGAUUCGUACACAUGAGAAGAAUGCCAUUCUGAAGUGCCGUCGGCUAUUCCAGCAAUUCGCUGUCGACAUGUAUGUCAAAGUCGAGACUGAACGUUUAGCGUUCAUCCGAUUCAAUCAGGCAAAGCUACGAUCUGAGGACUAUAUACACUUGCGUGAUGCUAUUCAUUCAGAUGGUGAUGUUCAAAAUAUUGGACGUCUGACGAUUCUCCCAUCAUCUUAUAUCGGAAGCCCACGCCACAUGCACGAAUACGCUCAAGACGCUAUGACGUACGUGCGAAAUUAUGGAACUCCGGAUUUAUUUAUUACGUUCACAUGCAAUCCGAAGUGGACGGAAAUUGAACGUGAGUUAGAACCGGGCCAAAAACCGCAAGAUCGCCAUGACAUAAUCGCCAGAGUAUUUCAGCAAAAACUCAAGGUUAUGAUGGAUGUGCUUACUAAGUAUCGAGUUUUUGGUGACACACGUUGUUAUAUGUACUCGGUGGAAUAGCAGAAGCGUGGACUACCGCAUGCUCAUAUCCUAAUCUGGUUGCUGAACAAAUUACAUUCAAAUGAAGUGGAUGACAUCAUAUCAGCUGAAAUUCCUGAUCCAGUCACUGAUCUCCAUCUACACGAUAUUGUGACAACACAGAUGGUGCAUGGACCGUGCGGUGCAUUAAAUCCAUUAUCGCCUUGCAUGGCUGAUGGAAAGUGCACAAAACGAUAUCCGCGACCGUUAGUUGCUGAAACAGUCACAGGGAACGAUGGAUAUCCAGUUUAUCGUCGGCGUUCAAAAGAAAAUAAUGGUCGAACUAUCAAAGUUAAAGUUCAAAAUCAAGAGAUUGAGAUCGGAAAUGAAUUCAUUGUACCAUAUUGCCCGCUGCUAUCAAGAAUUUUCGAAACACAUGCAAACGUUGAGAGUUGUCAUUCGGCCAAAUCAAUCAAAUAUUUGUGCAAGUACGUCACAAAAGGCAGCGACAUGGCUGUGUUUGGUAUUGCGUCGGAAAAUGCGAAUGACGAAAUCAGUAACUUCCAAAUGGACAGAUACGUCAGUACUAAUGAAGCACUGUGGCGAUUAUUGUCAUUUCAAAUUCAUGAAAGAUAUCCCACAGUUGUACAUUUAGCAGUGCAUUUGGAAAAUGGCCAAAGAGCUUACUUCACUGAGGCUAAUGCGGCACAACGAGCUGAAAGACCACCAUCGACAACAUUGACUAGCUUCUUUGCAAUGUGUGAAGCAGAUCCAUUCGCAGCGACGCUGAUGUACGUUGAAAUGCCCAAGUAUUACACUUGGAAUCAAUCAACAAAGAAAUUCCAACGUCGCAAACAAGGAACCCCAGUUCCAGAUUGGCCACAGGUGUUUUCCACUGAUGCACUAGGUCGCAUGUAUACUGUUCAUCCUAGAAAUGAUGAAUGUUUUUAUUUGCGACUGCUGUUGGUAAAUGUACGUGGACCAAAAUCAUUUGCGCAUUUGAAAACUGUGAAUGGCCACCAAUGCCAAACAUAUCGAGAAGCAUGUCAACUAUUGGGUUUGCUGGAGAACGAUUCUCAUUGGGAUUUAACACUUGCGGAUUCAGUUGUUUCAUCAAAUGCGUACCAAAUACGAACGCUGUUCGCAAUUAUCAUCACCAUAUGUUUUCCUUCACAACCAAUUCAGUAAUGGAACAAAUUCAAAGACGAAAUAUGUGAAGAUAUCUUGCAUCGCUUGCGCAUUCAAACGAAUAAUCCUGACAUCCAAAUAACCGAUGAAAUCUACAAUGAAGGAUUGAUUCUGAUUGAGGAUCAAUGCUUGACUAUUGCAAACAAGCUAGUGAUUGAAGUAGGAAUGAUUGCGCCAAAUCGAUCGAUGCACGAUGCAUUCAACCAAGAAUUAAAUCGAGAGCUGCAAUACAAUGUUGAUACAUUGCAGGAAUUCGUUCGAAAUAAUGUGCCGUUGCUACAACAACAGCAAAAACAAGUAUACGAAACAUUAACGCAAGCGGUGGACAAUAAUACUGGUGGUCUAUUCUUCCUGGACGCACCUGGAGGAACAGGGAAAACAUUUGUCAUUUCAUUGAUUUUGGCCACUAAUCGAUCAAGUGGUGACAUAGCUUUGGCGUUAGCAUCAUCUGGAAUUACGGCGACCCUUCUAGAUGGCGGUCGUACUGCACAUUCUGCGCUUAAGUUGCCACUCAAUUUAAACACAAUUGAUACUCCAACAUGCAAUAUUUCCCGAUCCAGUGCAAUGGGAAAAUUAUUGAUGCAAUGCAAGCUCAUUGUUUGGGAUGAGUGCACAAUAGCACAUAAGAAAUCACUUGAAGCACUUAACUUCACACUGAAAGAUCUUCGGCGAAAUAACAACAUCUUUGGCGGCUUGAUGAUAUUGUUGGCAGGCGAUUUCAGGCAGACGUUGCCAGUAAUUCCCCGUGGAACGCCUGCAGAUGAAUUGAAUGCUUGCCUGAAGGCAUCACCUUUAUGGAAUAACGUAAAAACAUUAUCGCUAACCACUAAUAUGAGAGUUCAACUUCAAAAUGAUCAAAGUGCUGCACAAUUUUCCAAACAAUUGUUAUCUGUUUGAAAUGGAAAAGUCCCAGUUGAUGCGACAUCUGGAUUAAUUACUCUUACCAACGACUUUUGCCGAUUUGUAACUCUCAAUUAGCUCUUAUUGAAAAUGUUUUCCCAAACAUUAGUGAGAAUUAUCAGAAUUAUGCUUGGUUAAGUCAACGAGCAAUUCUUGCCGCAAAGAAUAAUGAUGUACACGCACUGAAUUUCACCAUUCAAUCAAAAAUUGCUGGCGAUUUGGUGACAUACAAAUCCGUUGAUUCCAUAACAAAUCCCGAUGAUGUAGUAAAUUAUCCAACGGAGUUUUUGAACUCUCUGGAGUUACCAGGAUUUCCACCACAUAACUUGCAACUCAAAGUUGGUACAGUUAUUAUGAUAUUGCGUAAUUUGAAUCCACCGCGACUUUGCAACGGUACUCGACUUUCGGUAAAAAGACUUAUGCCGAAUUUGAUUGAGGCAACCAUUAUUAACGGAAAGUACGCAGGUGAAAAUGUAUGUAUUCCUCGAAUACCAAUGAUUCCGACUGAUCUUCCGUUUGACUUCAAACCAUUGCAAUUUCCAGUUCGCCUUGCGUUCGCAAUGACAAUUAACAAGUCGCAAGGCCAAUCGCUUAGCGUUUGCGGGAUAAAUUUAGAAAAUCAUUGUUUUUCACAUGGGCAGUUAUACGUUGCGUGUUCACGAGUUGGGAAACCAUCCGCUUUGUUUGUGUUAACGUCAGACCAAAAAACAAAAAAUGUGGUUUACCAAAGAGCACUUCAAUGAAACGGAUAAUUUGCGGGCACGUAUAACGCUUCGAUUCAGUAUUUACUUUGGAUUCACUUUCAUUUACUUAGAGAAGUUCAACUAAAUAACACUUCAUUUUUGUAAUCGAAAUGUAUUCAUUACUGUUGUGAAAUGAAAUAAAAAUUUUCCUUUUCUAAUAUAAAACAAACAAAAAAAAUUCUUCAUCUUUUAAGCACCAAACGAAAUGUUGCAUAAAAUGAAGCCAUCUGGUGGCGAAACGGAGUUCGCCGGGUUUGCUAGUGUCACUAUAACAAUCACAAAGUCCUUGGAUCUAAGGAUAUUGGCACACGAUCUCACCUUCAAACAUAGCUGUAUCAUCGUGCUAACGAGACAUCAGUUAUAUUAUGCGGACGAAUUUCGGCAUAUGAAUUUUUUGGUUUAGAAGACUGUGUGUUUAGCUUCCCUUCCUUUGUCGCUAGGGGCGCUGUUCCAACUGCAUACGAAUUUAAGUUAACUUUUACACGAUCGAGAACGUUAAAAAGCUCGCACUGAGCACACUGACGCCCACAUAAUCGAUAAUUAAUUUAAUUAUUAAAUAAUUUAAUAAUUAUUAAAUAUAUUUAAUUAUAAUUGACAAUUAAUUAUCUAUUCCGUGCUGACGCCAACAAAUAAAUAUAUCCUGUAACAAAUUGGUUCACGGGUUGGUGGAGUUUCUUAGCUAUAGAACGUAAUAGCUAAAGAUACGAACGUAAAUACAUAAUAGAAGUUUUUAUUAGUAACAUUUCCAAACCAGUCUUAACUCUUUAUGAAGUUCAAAGUCUGAAUUUGAAUUUUAGUGGAUUACCCUAGAAAUAUCGAAGAUAAUUUCUCCAUGACAUAUUCAGCAGCAGCUUAGCGUUGAUCCGUUAUACAACACGGCUACAGUACGUAUUCUUUAUUGAUUCCUCAAAGAAACUUGAUUGAUCAUAGCAGAUCGAUGUAAAAUCAUCUUAGUUAAAUGUAAAAUUAUUAAUACCUGCCUACGACGUAUCGCGCAAUCACCUUCAUUAGGCCACGGACGUUUCAAAUCUGUUUUUCUGUCGCAACGUAUGGUUCGAAUGAUAGUUAUUAAGUACCUACAGCAUUUGUCAAUGGAAAGUUCUGGAAAAUCACGAUUUCAAUAAUACAUUUAAAUAUCAAUUACAUACGAAAAUAAUUUAUAAAAAUGAUCUUUCGUCAUUGGCCUACGGAACACAUAAUUUUUGUAUUUCAAAUAAAAGGAAACGUUUGGAA